UAGUGAAGUAAACAACACCCAAAGUUAUCUCAGUAUCUCCCUUUUUCUCUUUUUUUGCCGUCAAAACGGCAUUAAAGUUGUCGAAAUGCCACAAGGUCGCGUAGAUCCGAGACUCAAGUAUAAUAAGGAUGACACGUACGUCAAUCUGUGCGUGAAAUACUCCGUGUUUGUCUUUAAUCUGUUGUUUUGGAUUGUUGGUGCUGCAAUGAUAGGCAUUGGUGCAUGGGCCUACAUGGAGAAGAACAAAUUCUUUGUGGACAAUCAACCAGAUAUCAACAGCAUCUACGAUAUCAUAUUUGAUGUGUCCAUCAUCAUCAUUGUCGUUGGAGCCAUCCUCUUUAUCUGGUCAUUCGCUGGCUGCAUCGGAGCAUUGAGGGAGAAUAAUUGUUUGUUGAAAUUUUUCUACAUAUCGCUGGCCCUCCUCUUCUUACUCGAGGUUGUCGGUGGAAUUCUUGCCUUUGUAUUCUCGAACCAGGUGAAAGAACGCGUUACCAAGGUGCUGCAAGAGGAGGCUAUUGUCCGUUAUCGUGAUGAUCUCAAUCUAAUGAAUAUUAUGGAUUGGUUCCAGGAGAAUUUCGGCUGCUGCGGUGUUGGUAAUGAUGGUUAUAAAGACUGGGAGAUGAACGUUUAUUUCAACAGCUCUUCCGACAAUCCAAGUGGUGAGCGGGGAGCGGUUCCAUUCUCGUGCUGUAGGACACCAAACAAUCUGGAAGAUGAUGCAGUUCACAUUAACAAGAUGUGUGGGUAUGAGAUGCUGUCAAAAAACCCGAUUGAAGCCGCAAAAACUAUUUACACCGGUGGUUGUGUGUCGGGUGUCAUCAAAGUGGCUGAAGACAACAUGCUCUUGGUUGGUGGAGUCUCAAUAGGAGUCGCUGUUUUUCAGGCCGUUGCAAUAAUACUUACGCGAGAGCUAGACAGAAGCAUCGCAAUGCAAAAAGAAUUGUGGAUAAAACAAUGAAUAAUGUUCUUUGUGUUAUACAAUAUCCAUUCAGUAUUAUCGCAAUUAGCCUGGCCAGAGUUCUUGACACCCAGAUAGCUAGCCAGAAAGAUCGAUGGGUGUAGAGAUAGACAACAGCUGCAAAGAUAACUCUGAUUGCGAUCAUUGGAUCACAGACAUGUACAUGUACUCAUGGCAUGUAUGCAUAUUCACAUGUAUUUGUGGCAUGUACAUAAACUUAAGCGGAAUUAUGGCAUGUACAUAAACUUAAGCGGAAUUAUGGCAUGUACAUGAUUGUACUUUUGGCAUCUACACAUUCUAAUAUGACAUGCACUUGUAGUCACAUGUACUAAUGGCAUAUUUACCCGUACAUACAUGUACUUGUACAUGUACAUAACAAGUGCAAGCAUUAGCAUGUUCCUCUGUCAGUUACAUGUAUACACAUGUACUUAUUACGUGUACAUGUAUUUGUGUAUGUACUCGCAUGUAAUUAUGACAUGUGCUUACGGCAUGUACACACAUUCAAAUGCACUUUAUGGCAUGUACACAAGUUUGGAAGCAGUGUGCCCUGGAUUAAUGAUGAUGAUGAUUCUCACAACGAUGGUCCAUUGUGAACUUCAUCAUCAGCAUUAGUGUCAGGUCCAAAUAUAUUUGUCUGUGAUUUUUAACAGCAUUAGCGUGCAGGGCCCGGUUGUUUUCAACUGCUUAGAAACUUGGCAAGGGUUCUGCUAAAGCUUCGCGACACCCAUGGCGAACACUUUUGAGGUUCUGCUAACUUAGCGGUGGCAUAGCAGCAGCUAAGACUAAUGGAGCAAACUUAGUAGUACGCUAAGAUAACAGUGGCUUUUGCGUCCACCAACCAGAUAGCUGAGCUUUGAACAACCAGGUCCUGAAGUUAAUGUAAAGUUCUAUAGUUAAAUGCUUUUCAAUGGAAGAAAUGGAAAUGUACAUGUUCUACUCGCUGAUAAUUCAAAUUAAGGUAUUGAGAGAAUGAUUUGUCCUGAAUUGAAUAUCUCAUUUGUUUUCAAACAGACGUGUCACACAUUAUUUCGAAGGCACUUUUGUGCAAAAUCAGAUCAUGGAAAUGCAUGUACCGGUAGCUGAAAAUCUGUCUAAAAAAUGAGGCGCUUCCUUUCUAUGGCAGUGCAGGUCUGUGUUAUUUCCACUGGAAAGGCGGUCCCAUUUUGAUGGCAGAUUCAGGGCGGGGUGCAAGAGGGGUGUGCCAUCCACUUUCUUCGGAGACAUUUCCCUGGUCACUUCUUCACAAGAAGCAUUUUGAAAACCAAGGAAACUUAUACUCCCAGUGGCAGAUUCAGGGGGUGGUGCAGGAGGGGUGUGCCAUCCACUAUCAUCGGAGACAUUUCCCAGGUCACUUCUCCACAAGGAGCAUUUGGUUCUAAAUUUAGCCCUCUAGUGCCUGGAGAACUCAUUUCUAACACUUUAGUCUUCUAUAUUUGUUUCUGAGGGAGGGCCAAGACCCUUCUCGUAUCCAAGAGCACACCUUUGGUGCUCUCAUUAUGUGCUGCACUCCUUUCCAAAUUUUGGGAUCUGUCACUGUAGGCCUUCCCAUGGGGAGUCCGUUUUCAAGUCUUCCAACAGUAUUGCGGGCAGUAUUGUUCCUUUUAUCAACUGCUAGUCAUUUAUAAAGAUUCUAUACCACAUUCUAAUCAAGAUGCUGAUUACAAACUACCGCAGUACCAUUCUAUACAUCAAUAAAACCAAGAAUAAGUUGUCCAAUUCUUGAUAUAGUGGGACCUCCCUUAGCGGACACCUCCCUCUAUUAAGGACACUAGUUUUGGUACCAAAUUGGUAGUUUUCAUUCAAUUUGACCUCUCUAAUCAGGACACCUCUCUGAUAAGGACAGUACCUGACAGUCCCGAUGGUGUCCUCAAUAGAGUGGUUCUACUGUAAAACUACUCGAAAUGUAUUCUUGCCAAUAUUCUAGAAUGCAUGCCAAAGUAAAAUCACUUGAGAGACACGUGGAAAACUAGUUUGAUAAAAAUACUAUAGAUGGCGACACUAAAUAACAUUUCUUUUGGGUCCGAUAGGUGUCGCCAGUGCUAACCACUGGCUAUUGACCUCCCGUCAGUGUACCGUAGGUCGCGCGCAAUAUACAGGCAACCUUUGCGGAACAUAGAGCGAGAAGCGGUUACUGGCAAGGCGUGCCCGAGACUACCAACUGGUGCUUACGUUGCUAGUAACUGACUUGUUUGGCGACCGGGAAUUGCUAAAAUUGAGAUUGACACGUUUUCACUGUUUUCCGGAUUGAAAAAUCAUUGUCUUUCCAGCAAUUUAUUGUAUGGAAACACUGUAAUAUGGGGAACAACCAAAAUAUAACACCCCUUGCAACACGGGAUUCAGAUCAAUAUUACCUUACAUCAACGUGAUAAGAGGGUACACUGGUCAGCUCAUAGCUCCUGUUCUAGCCACUACUUCCAGCACUUCUUGCAAUGACAGGGGAAAGUGGGCUGGCACUGAUGUACGGAUUAAUUAAAGGGACAACUUGGGUAUGAGAUACAUUGGUUUUUUCAUACCAAGUUGCUUCCAGCAGAACCGUUGCGGCGCCUGGUAGCAGACAGACGUAUAUAUCCUCCGGGCAAGGUAUUAAAAUCAAACGCCCAAGUUGUCCCUUUAGGAAACUGUUCAUCGCCAAAUGUCCGUUCCUCUUUAUUUUCAGUAUCGCUAAACAUCUCAGAUUUAUUUUAGUGGAUUAUGAAAAUUCUUUGGGAUUUUUGAGUGAAAGGGUAUAUUUUUUCAAAUGGAGCAUAGUUGCAAAACCGCCGAAAAAACCGCGGGAAAAACCCGCGAAUUUACAUCGUGAUAAACUCCUGUAAAUAUAUGCGUAUAUUGUUAACCGAACACAAUUUUUUUUUUAUUAUUGAUUUGUGUGUAACAUACAUUCAAUCGAGAGGUGUUUUCCACGGUUUAUAUAACUUUUAUGAAAUAAACUUUAAUAAUAUUCUUAAA
This is a messenger RNA of Lineus longissimus, 3904 nucleotides long. Its product is annotated as tetraspanin-33-like. The transcript has 8 exons. Gene Ontology annotation, cellular component: plasma membrane. NCBI's taxonomy places the organism in Eukaryota, Metazoa, Nemertea, Pilidiophora, Heteronemertea, Lineidae. The record is from RefSeq and is a predicted model, not a curated record. Bases 86 to 958 code for a protein of 290 amino acids.